GGUGCUGGACGAUGCUAGAUAGUUUGUAGUAUGAAUUAAGUUUUGAGGAGAUCAUAAUUUUAUUAGUUUAUAAGAAGCAAAAUUGAAAUUGAUCUUGUUAAUUAAUGAUCCAAGUGUUUAAAAAGUUACAAUAUAUAUAUAUUUGUGCAAGGUAAGAUUAAUUUUAUACAUAUAAUAAAUAUAAUUCGAAUCGCAGAUAAUAGAAGCUUAAAGUUCAAAAUUUCUGAUCUAGUUACGUGCGGAGUAGCGGAACUCGUGGUCUUUACUUAUUCAGUGAUUGCAACGUUUUUCUCCCUAUGGAUUACGCGUUUAAGCGAACUGAAAGGUAACGAUAGCUGCUUAGUUUCUGUGCUAACUUCUGACUGCCUGUUUUUUGGAGACAGACUAAAGUUUUGAGGUCAAAAUUUCUUGGCAAAAUCUGCUGCUAGUGUUACGGUACGUGGUGUUAGAAUUUAGAGACAUUUACGAAAUAAUUUUUCAGAGACAGUCUUUAACACUUUUUGUUUGUUUUGUACUGACGACAGUUUGAUCGAGAACGUAGUGUUAGAUAACUGUUUUUAAACACUAUGGAGGCUUUCAUUUUGCUGUUGAUGUUUGUGUACUGAAAAUACGUCGAACCAGCACGUUGUUAGUCGUCGGGAUCGUUGUGUUUCAGACUAUGUUGGGAAAUGGACUGGAUGUCGGUUCUACUCACCUUAAUGCUUAUUCUCCGUUUCGAGAAAGUAGCUGGACAGUACUAUAAUGGCGACGAUGAAAUUGAGAAAAUCUAUGUCCGUGCUGGAAGUAAUGUCACACUUCCAUGUCGCCCGGCGGAAGAUUCUUCCAACAUCCUUCAGGUGGAGUGGUGGAAGGAGGACAAAAGAAUGGUAGAAAUGCGUGAGGAAAAAGUGACUGUAUGGGAAGCUGAACCAGAAGUGUCGAUUUUGCCCGAUUCCUACGCCCUUCAUUUCCGGCUUGUAACCUAUCGAGUUAGUGGAGAAUAUCAAUGUAUUGUAAAUGGAAAAGGAGAAAAGGAAGGCAUUUUGAGGCUCUUUGUUCAAGACAUUCCGGACCGAACAGGAAUGCCCCUGAUUAUGGGCUUUACAUCUAGGUCAGUGAACCUGUCUUGGGCACCCAGUGUAGACAAUCACUUCAGCCCUAUCAUCCACUACAUCAUUCAUGUCAGGCGAAUUGUCACCAUAAAGCCUCUUUCUCUGCGGACAGGAAGGACAAAUUCCAGCUCUGACUUUCUGGAAAGGCUGGCGCCCGAUGGAAAGCCCACUAUUAUAUCUGCUCACAACACAAGUAGUUCUUCGGUACGUCUCCAGUGGGCACCACCUCACAAAGACACAAUUAAUGGAGAAUUUUUAGGAUACCGGAUACUGUAUAGGCCUCGCGACCGGCCAGGGGUUGAGAGAGAGAGAAUAUUAAGAAAUUCCUCUUUAAAAGAAUACACAAUUAGAAAUCUGGAAUCUUUUACACAGUAUCUUAUAUCAUUACAAGUAUUUAAUCCUGAAGGGCGUGGUCCACCUGUAAGUGUAGCUGUCAUGACUGAAGAAGGAGAACCAAGUAGACCUCAAAAUUUCACAUGUUUUGGAAUCAACAAUACUACUGUGUGGCUAAACUGGACAGAACCUGAAUAUCCAAAUGGUAUUAUAAAGGGGUAUACCAUGUACUGGCAGUCAGCUGGAAAUGAAAUCAGAAAUAAGACAGUGUACAACCCCCAAACUGACAUGAAAUAUGUAGUUUCUAAUCUCCUACCGUACACAAAGUACAGUUUCUGGGUGGAAGCUUUCACAAGUAAAAACCAAGGUGAACCAACUGAGAAGCUAGAAGUUUGGACUGAUGUGAAAGGGCCAAGUGCUCCAAACAUUGUCAACCUAACCUGUCACUCUCUAGAUACUAUAUACGUCCAGUGGGAAAGGCCACAGAUUUUCCAUAAGUCUGUUGAUCAUUAUUAUGUCUAUUAUCGCUCUGAAAAGUCUUGGGAUUUUACAAGAAUAGAUGUUAAUGCAACAGAUCAAGAGAAGUUCAUUUCAAACCUUACAACAAAUACCAUGUAUGAGGUGAAGAUUUGUGGAGCAACUCGUAGUAUUAUUAAACAACAAAAGUUUUACCAAGGGCAGUUUUCCGAGUCUCGGAAGGUGCUUCUGCAGAGUAACUGUCAAAGUAGUGUAAGCAGCCCAUUGACUGAGUCCAGUGUUAAUGCAGGGCUUAUAGCUGGGAUAGUCUGUGCUUCAUUUGCUUUUAUACUGGCUAUAAUAUUCUUUAUUUUGUGGAGAAAGUACUUUCAAGCUGACUACUAUUAUCUUGAUGACCCUCCAGGAAACAGGGCUUCUCCUCAACUCUCAGAAUCAUUUG
This is a messenger RNA of Limulus polyphemus (Atlantic horseshoe crab), 2340 nucleotides long. RefSeq names its product protein sidekick-2-like. The record is from RefSeq and is a predicted model, not a curated record. The annotation marks the transcript as partial. Lineage: Eukaryota; Metazoa; Arthropoda; Merostomata; Xiphosura; Limulidae. Gene Ontology annotation, molecular function: protein binding. The transcript is spliced from 12 exons.